CAACCCAUUCUCAGUCUGCCUCUCCUCUUCGUCAAGACCACAACCAGCAGUCGUCGUCUCAAUUUCCCAGGAUCUAGUUAAUCUCACUUGGUCCACAGAUUAUUCCUCGUCUAUCCACCUCCGGUAUCCACCAUGGUUAUCGAGCAGAAAUUCAAAGUGGGUGAGGAACCCGACCCCACGGAGUACCUAUUCGUGUCCAUGGAGCAGAAAAUGAAGGAUCAAUCUAAACCUUACGAUGCAAAAACUUCAUGCUGGGUCCCCGACGAGGCGGAUGGGUUUGUCAUCGGAGAAAUAAAAGGGACCAAGGGCGACCUGGUCAUCGUGGACAUCAAGCAUGAAGAGAAAUUCUUCAAAAAGGAUCUCGUUGCACAAGUCAAUCCUCCGAAAUACGAAAAAUCAGAGGACAUGUCGAACCUCACGUAUUUGAGCGAUGCAUCCGUUCUGCACAAUCUAAAGCAGAGAUAUUAUGCACGACUCAUUUAUACAUAUUCCGGUCUCUUCUGUGUGGCUAUCAACCCCUACAAACGCUACCCGAUCUACACCAUCAGGGCCAUGAAGAUCUACCACAACAAGCGACGGAAUGAAGUGCCCCCACACAUCUUCGCCAUUGCUGAGGGUGCAUAUCAAAACAUGAUGACAGCACAGGAAAAUCAGUCCAUCCUCAUAACAGGAGAAUCUGGAGCUGGGAAAACGGAAAAUACAAAGAAAGUUAUUGCAUAUUUUGCCCAAGUGGGUGCAUCUGCUAAAUCUGCUGAGAAAAAGGUAUCACUUGAGGACCAAAUUGUACAGACGAAUCCUGUACUCGAAUCUUUCGGAAAUGCUAAAACUACGCGUAAUGAUAACUCCUCCCGAUUCGGUAAAUUCAUCCGAAUUCAUUUCGGACCCACGGGAAAACUUGCCGGUGGUGACAUUGAGAGUUAUUUGCUCGAAAAGGCUCGUUGCAUCUCUCAAAUGCCGCUAGAACGAUGCUAUCAUAUUUUCUACCAAUUACACACCGGUGCCAUUCCGGGACUUAAGGACGUACUUUUCCUCGGCCAAGAUAUUUAUGUCUACCCAUUUGUCUCACAAGGCAAAGUGACCGUGCCCUCGAUUGACGACUUUGAAGAAAUGAAAAUGACGCAUGAAGCUUUCGAGGUACUUGCCUUCCCCGAUGAAGAGAGGACAAAUAUCUACCGAGUCACUGCUUCCUGCAUGCACAUGGGUGCGAUGAAAUUUAAACAGAAAGGUCGCGAAGAACAAGCUGAGCCUGAUGGUCUUGAGACUGGAACUUGCGUCGCUAAACUUCUUGGCGUAGAUGGUGUCGAACUAUACAAGAACAUAUGCAAACCAAAGAUCAAGGUCGGCUCUGAAUUUGUAACAAAGGGAAUGAAUGUGGCCCAGUGUGGCUACACUCUCGGAGCUAUGACGAAAUCCAUUUACGAUCGUCUCUUUAAAUAUCUCAUUCGACGAUGUAACGAUACUUUGGACACCAAGCAAAAGAAAAGUUCUUUCGCUGGAGUUUUGGACAUUGCUGGUUUCGAAAUCUUUGACGAGAAUGGGUUUGAUCAGCUCUGCAUCAACUUCACUAAUGAAAAACUACAACAAUUUUUCAAUCAUCACAUGUUCGUCCUAGAGCAGGAAGAAUAUAAAGCUGAAGGCUUGGAUUGGACGUUUGAAGAUUUCGGAAUGGAUCUACAGGCUUGCAUCUCACUGAUGGAAAUGCCCAUGGGUGUGUUUGCCAUUCUGGAGGAACAGUCUCUAUUUCCAAAAGCAACUGACUUAACCUUCAUUGACAUGUUGAAAACUAAUCUACUCGGAAAAUCGCCAUGUUUCUGCAAACCAAAGCCCCCAAAGCCGGGUCAGAAGGAAGCACAUUUCGCCGUUGCCCACUACGCCGGAACGGUGCCUUACAAUGUCAACGGAUGGUUGGAGAAGAAUAAAGAUCCAUUGAAUGAUACCGUCGUAGAUCAGUAUAAGAAAGGUGCCAAUCCUUUAGUAGUUAUCCUUUAUGCGGAUCAUCCAGGUCAAUCAGCGGCACCGGAAGCGGAUGGCGGAAAGGGAGGAAAAGGCGGUGGAAGAAGCAAGGGUGGCAUGAUGAGAACUGUCAGCUCAAAUUAUCGAGAGCAACUUAACAAUUUGAUGACUACUCUGCGUGCUACUUAUCCUUCAUUUAUUCGAUGUAUUAUCCCUAACGAGGUGAAGACUCCAGGUCUAAUUGAUUCUCACCUCGUUAUGCACCAGCUCACCUGUAACGGUGUGCUGGAAGGUAUCCGAAUUUGCAGGAAAGGUUUUCCAAAUCGAAUGCUGUACAAGGACUUUAAGCACAGGUACAUAAUCCUCGCCGUGGAGCAAAUGCGUGCAAAUGAGAAGGACGACAAGAAAAUGGCGAUGGCCUGCUUCACCCAGAUUGAGCUGGACCAGGACAAGUGGAGAGUUGGUCAUACCAAGGUUUUCUUCCGCGCUGGCGUCCUCGGUUAUCUGGAAGAACUAAGAGAUGAGAAAGUGUCCAAGAUCGUAACUUACUUGCAAGCCAACAUACGGACAUUUCAGUCGCGAAAAGAAUACAAGAGGUUGAUGGACCAAAGGGCAGCACUUCAAGUUGUACAACGUACCCUCAAGAACUACAUGAAAAACAAGAAAUGGCCAUGGUUCAAUCUUAUGCAACGUGUGAUUCCACUUUGUGCUGGAAACAAAGAGGCUCGAGAACUCAAGAAACUUCAAGAGAAAACUGCGAAAAUGGAAGAGAUGCAGAAGAAAUUGGAAGAAACUCGAAAAUCCCAGGACGAGAAAAAUGCAAAAAUGAAGGCGGACAAAGAAGACUUGGAACGACAACUGGAAGCAGAAUCAGCCAAGAGUGGUGAUUUAUCAGCCCGUCUGCAGAAAGUGAACGCUGCGACGGCUGAUCUGCAAUCCGAGCUGGAAUCAUUGCAAAGUUCUCUCGCAGAGGCUGAAGAAGACCGACAACGCCAAGCCGUAGCCAAGAGGAAGACGGAGCAAGAGGUGGCUGCAAUUCGAAAAGAGGCCGAAGACGUAGAAUUAAGAUUAGCUAAGGCAGAGCAAGACAAAGCUACGAAAGAUCACCAACUUCGCACCCUUAAUGAUGAAAUGUCCAGACAGGAUGAACUUAUUAACAAGCUACAAAAAGAAAAAAAACAAAUGGCAGAACUUUCCGGCAAAACUGGUGAAGAACUCCUCAGCGCAGACGAGAAAGUCAACCAUUUGAACAAAGUCAAGACAAAACUUGAGCAAACUUUGGAUGAGUUGGAGGACUCUCUAGAGCGAGAAAAACGAUUGAAGACCGAGUUGGAAAAGGCCAAGCGGAAGGUGGAAGGCGACCUAAAACUAACUCAAGAAGCACUCAAUGAUCUUGAACGCAAUAAAAAAGAGCUCGAACAAACUAUUCAACGCAAGGACAAAGACAUUCAGUCCCAAACCCUAAAACUGGAGGAUACUCAAUCUCUGGUAGCAAAAUUACAAAAAGCUGUCAAAGAGUUGCAGGCACGAAUUGAAGAGCUUGAAGAGGAGCUCGAAGCUGAGCGUCAAGCCAGAUCGAAGGCAGAGAAACAACGAUCUGAUCUUUCGAGAGAAUUGGAAGAAAUCCAAGAACGUCUUGAUGAAGCGGGUGGUGCUACGGCUGCACAAAUUGAACUCAACAAGAAACGUGAAGCCGAGCUAGGCAAAUUGCGACGCGAUCUCGAGGAAUCCAAUAUUCAACAGGAAGCUGCCCUCACUCUCAUCCGUAAAAAGCAAAACGAUGCUGUAACUGAACUCGCUGAACAAAUCGACACUCUGAGUAAAAUGAAAAUCAAAGCUGAACGAGAUCGUGCUGCCAUGACCAAUGAAAUCAAUGAAGUACGCUCUGCUAUGGACCAAAUCACAAAUGAAGCCUCCGCACAAGACAAACUCAACAAAAUGAUGCAAAAUCAACUCUCCGAAAUCAACUACAAAUUUGAGGACGCCCUUCGAACCUUGGGAGAUAUGGAAGACAGCCGUAAAAAACUGUCUCUCGAGAACUCUGACCUUUCCAAACAAAAGGAGGAUGCUGACCAACAAAUUACAGAACUAUCAAAAAUUAAGCUUGAUCUGGCUACUCAAUUGGAGGCGGCUAAGCGACACUGUGACGAGGAGGCUCGUGACCGUUCCCUACUUUUGUCCAAGUUCCGUAAUGUGGAAGCGCAAGUAGACUCACAGCGACAGGCAGUUGACGAAGAGGCGGAAGGGAAAGCCAAUCUGUCCCGGGUGUCUGCAAAAUCCAAUGCUGAAGCACAACUAUGGCGUCACAAGUAUGAGGUUGAAGGUGUCGCUAAGGCGGAAGAGUUGGAGGAAAGCAAACGCAAGUUGCAAGCUCGAUUGGCUGAAUGUGAGGAAGUUAUUCAGAGUCUGAAUGAGAAGGUAACUUACCUCGAAAAAAGCAAACAACGCCUCGCCACCGAGGUUGAAGAUCUUCAGUUGGAGUCGGAAAGAUUGAAGAGCUUGGCGAACCAAUUGGAGAAGAAACAAGCCAUGUUCGACAAAACCGUCGAGGAAUGGAGUGGAAAAGUGGAUUCACUGUCCGUUGAAUUGGACUCAAGCCAGAGAGAAUGCCGCAACUAUUCAACCGAGCUGUUUAGGCUGAAAGCACUUUACGAAGAAUCCACCGAACAAGGCGACACUAUCCACCGUGAGAAUAAAGCACUUUCUGAAGAAAUUAAGGACCUAAUGGAUCAAAUCGGGGAGGGAGGUCGUGCCAUUCAUGAGAUGGACAAGGCCAAACGCCGCCUCGAAUCCGAAAAGGAAGAAUUGCAAUGUGCUCUUGAAGAAGCAGAGGCGGCUUUGGAGCAAGAAGAAAGCAAAUUACUCAAAGGACAGCUUGAGCUUUCUCAAGUCAAACAAGAUAUUGAACGUCGCAUCCAAGAGAAAGAAGAAGAAUUUGAAAAUACUCGAAAGAACCACCUCAAAACUUUGGAAGCACUUCAAGGUCGUCUCGAGGAAGAAGCGAAAGCCAAGGCUGAGGCGCUCCGAAUGAAGAAAAAAUUGGAAUCGGACAUUGCUGAGUUAGAAUCUGCUGUGGAAUCCGCGAACGAGGCUGUACUCAAGUCUCAGCGAACCAUCAAACAGUACCAAGCCCAACUUAAGGAACUGCAAGGUGCUCUCGAAGCGGAAACGCUGGCUCAUGAGGAAACCAAAGAUGCCCGUCUUCAGGUUGAACGACGUGCAAAUGCCCUUGCCAACGAGCUAGACGAGUCUCGCACCCUGCUUGAACAAACUGAUCGGGCACGUCGUGAGGCAGAAAAGGAGUUGGCUGAGGGACAUGAGUCCAUUCUCGAGCUGGAAGCACAAGCUGACUCUCUUUCAAGCAACAGGAGGAAACUUGAAGCCGAACUUCAAACUCUGCACUCUGAUCUUGAGGAGAUUCUUCGAGAAGCCAGAGCUUCUGAGGAAAAGGCCCAACGAACCAUGUUGGAUGCAGCACGUCUUUCUGACGAACUUCGUGCCGAACAAGAACACGCCCAACUAAUGGAAAAAGAGCGGAAAAGCAUGGAGUUGAUGUUGAAGGAUCUUCAAAUUCGAGUGAAUGAAGCUGAAGCCAAUGCACUCAAGGCUGGGAAAAAGACGAUUGCUAAACUGGAAGAACGAAUUCGUCAAAUCGAGGCAGAGCUUGACACGGAGCAGAGACGACAUGGGGAUGCCCAAAAGAACUUGCGAAAGGGCGAGAGGCAGAUCAGGGAACUGACUUUCCAAGCAGAUGAGGACCGCAAGAACCAUGAAAGAAUGCAGGAUUUGGUGGAUAAACUCCAACAGAAGAUCAGAUCCUUCCAAAGACAAAUUGAAGAAGCGGAGGAAAUUGGGGCAAUAAAUCUCUCAAAGUUCCGGAAGGCACAGCAGGAGUUGGAGGAAGGAGAAUGCCGAGUGGACAUGGCGGAGCAGAUGCUGGCGAAGCAAAGGGCUAGGGCUCGUGGUGAAUCCAUGCAAAGGGCCCAGGCCCAAUAGCGUGGACCACAAGGAUGGCUUGGCAGCAUGUACGACAGUACAACUUUGACAUGAUGGAGGCAGUUCUAAAUUUACGAUGUGAAUAAUUCUCUGAUUGGUAGUAGAGUUGGUUGAACGAUAAAAAUAAAACGUGCUGUGCAUUCAGCUAAGCAUCUUUUAAAAA
Folsomia candida is the source of this 6112-nucleotide messenger RNA. RefSeq names its product myosin heavy chain, muscle. Lineage: Eukaryota; Metazoa; Arthropoda; Collembola; Entomobryomorpha; Isotomidae. Gene Ontology annotation, molecular function: ATP binding; cytoskeletal motor activity; actin filament binding. The coding region runs from base 133 to 5949 and encodes 1938 amino acids. The record is from RefSeq and is a predicted model, not a curated record. Gene Ontology annotation, cellular component: myosin complex. The transcript has 47 exons.